AUGGAGUAGAGUUCAAUGGAAAGCGAAGAUGUGAGUUAUAGUUUGUUGAUAUUAUCUAGGAGUUCGUCGAGAGACACAAGAAAAAUUAGAUGAUUCUACAGCAGGUGAAGGAAAUAUGGAAGGAGUCAGAUUUGUCAAAGGAUGAUGGAAUUAUGCAGAUAUUGAAUGAUUUCAAGGAGGAAAUUUUGGAUGAAUUGGAAGAUGAAUACGAACCUGAAUAUAGAGCAAUAUAAGUUUAAGAAAAUAUAAAUAUAGAUUUAGUUCCAAUGAAUGAGGUUCAAAAAGCCCUCAUCUAUGAAGACAAGUAUUUUCGAUAACAUUAUUAGGUACCCCUUUUUGAAGAUAAGGAAGCGAAUCUUGAUAUAAACGAAGAAGAUUUCAAUGUUGGCGAUGCAAUUGACCAAGCAUCCCAUAUUCGAAUUUUUCACUCUACUGGUCAUCAUAUUUAACUCAAUCAUGCUUGCUUUAGAUGAUCCGACUACGGACAUCCAGACUCCCUUUUAAGAUCUAAUGGAUAUCAUCUUCUUGGCAGUUUAUACAUUUGAGGCAGUUUUAAAAAUUAUAGCAAUGGGCUUUGUUUUGAAUAGCAAUACCUAUCUCCGCGAUUUGUGGAACGUCUUGGAUUUCACAGUAAUAGUAACAGCAUACAUCCCCUAUUUUGUGAAUAACUCUGGUUUGUAACUGAGUGCUUUGAGAUCAUUGAGAGUCUUAAGACCAUUGAGAACAAUAUCCUCAGUAAAAUCUUUGAGAAGUAUAAUGAUGACAUUAUUUGCCUCAUUUGCCGAAUUGGGUAAUUCCUUGAUUAUAUUGGGAUUCACCUACACAAUUUUCGCAAUAGCUGGAUUGCAACUCUUCUCUGGAUAUGCGAAAUUGAGAUGUUUUGAUGAAAAUGGCAUCAUUUAAAUGUCCGGUUAUGAUACGGAUGAGCCAUUUUGCAAUGGAUAUUGUCCUGACAAUUACAUCUGCGGUAAGAUGAUGGACAAUCCCAUCAAUGGACUAUUGUCAUUUGAUGAUUUUGGGUUGGCAUUUCUGUAAGUGUUCAUCAUCACAACACUUGAAGGAUGGACUACUAUUAUGUAGACGAUAAUGACUACUUUUUCACAAUUUUCAGUCUUUUAUUUCUUGCUCUGUGUUAUUAUCGGAGCAUUCUUUCUCGUCAAUUUGACAUUGGCUAUCAUAAAAAUCAAUUUUUCAAAGGCUGAGUCUCAAGAGCCUAUCAAACCUGAUGAUGUAAGUUACAAUCUCAAACAAAUGAAAAGACUGGGAAUCUAUAAAUUCACCAGAGAUUCUCAGACACCCAGUAUCACUCGUAAACAUACUAUCAGAAUGACUCGAUUGAGACAAUCAAUUAACAACCAAAACAACAUUAAUAUCAAUGUCGCCAAUAAGUAAAUAGAUGAACCCAAAAGAAGUUCAAUAAAGGUCAAUUUCUAACCCUUGAACAUUAAGGACUUCAGUAAACCUCAUCAAGUCAAAUACAAUAAUAACAGAAUAUUGCUUCAGGGAAUCCAAGGAGUUAGAACAGAACAGCCAGUCAGUAAAUAUUAAGAAGCCAAUAACCCUUAACUGGUCAUGAAAACUAGUGUCCAAUCUGUGAAUGCUCCAUAAAUCAGGAAACUAAGCAAGAUUGGAACACAAUUCAAAUAGUCCCAAAGGAAAAUGUCAAUCACUCAUCAAGAAGACAGUCCUUUAGAAGAGUUAGAUAACCUAUUGAAAUUUGCUGUCCGUAGACAAUCAGUAUUGAGAGUCGAUACAAAGAUUAUGGCAUCUCCAAGAAUACCCACUCCUUCCAAGGAAACUCCAUAACCUGUCAGUAGUAGUUCCAUGUUAGACGAAUCUCAAUCUCCUGGAAAACCUCAUCAAUCCAAUUAUUUGGGAAUUCCCAAAUAGCAAUUCAAUUUCUUGCAAGAUUAGAAAUCAUUCAACGAAAAUGAUGUACUAAGUGUGACUCUCUCAGAAAUUGAUUCCAUCUCUGACAGUGAAUUAAAUCAAAGAUUUAAGGAAUUCGAAAUCUCCUUCCAAAUUGAAAAGUCAGAUGAUAAAACAGCCAACGAAACAGAGGAUCGUAAACCAACUCAACACAUCCAUUAAAAGAAGAGAAAAUAAGAUGCUCCAUUGAUUUAUGAAUUAAGCAAAGAGGAUGAAAAACUGAAGAUCAGAUUGUUUCAAUCUAAAUUAGUUCCAAGAGUUGUUUAUAAAGAAUUUCACUCAGAAUCUAGCAAGGAUAUCCUUGUAAGUUUGGAAAUUAAAAAAUAAAGGAAAGACUAAGAAAUAAGAAAUCUAAGAAUCCAAAAUAUGAAGUUCACUCUUACAUACUAAUUCCAAAACAAUUCCACUAAAUUAUCACUAUCUAAGACAUCAUAACAAUAGUAAUCCAAAAGUUCAUUGAGUUCAAAUGAUCAAAAACUCAAAGAGACUGCUAAAUCUAGGAAAAUCAUCCCAUUGACUGAAAUACCAUCAGUCCAAGAAAUCACCACUCCCAAACUAAACGUUAGAAAACAAUAAAAACGUAAGACUAUUGUCCACAAGGUCUUCACUUACGAAUAAUAUUAAUCUGGUUUUAAUCAUAGUUCAGAAGUAGAUGCCAAUUUUACUGAAAAGUUAGAGGAAGUCGAAACUUAACAACUCACUUUUAAAACUCCCAAUGAGACUUAUUUUUAUACUCAAACUGCAUUUUAACAAUAUCAUCAAAUUAAAAACGAUGACAUCAAUCUUAGUAAUGGGAAUCUAAUUGGCUAAGCUUCAAUUGAGGAUGUAAUCAUGAUUAGAAGUAGCUUAUAAAAAAGGUUUAAUUUUAUUUUAGAGGGAAUGAAUUUUAAGAAAAAAGAUUACAUGAUUUACAUGACUAAGGAUAUGCUGAAAAUGCUGCAAUUCAAACUCUUCCUCAUAGUUGAUUCCAGAUAUUUCAAUAUGAUGUUGAAUCUAGCAGUGUUUAUUAAUACAGUAAUCCUGUGUUUGGAUGGUUUGGUCAAUAACUCAGAAGACUUGAAUGAUUUCAAUCUAGCCUUUACUAUCCUAUUCACAAUUGAGAUGGGAUUAAAAAUGAUUGGAUUCGGUAUCAUCUAAUACAUAAGAGACCCAAUGAAUAUCUUUGAUGCACUGAUCGUAGCCCUUAGUCUCAUCGAUAUAUUCUUUUUAUCCGGAAGUUCAGUCUUCAAAUCAGUGAGAAUAUUCAGAGCCUUCAGAGUAUUGAGAGUAACUAAGUUGAUGAGGUAAUUAAUAUCUCCUAAAUGAAAUAGAUCUCUAAAAUUUAUGAAUUUCUUAGUCUAAGUUUUGAGCAAUGCAUUCCAAUCUUUAAUGUACAUCUUCCUCUUACUCAUUCUAUUUAUAUACAUAUUUACAUUGCUGGGAAUGUCCUUCUUUGGUGGCCAAUUGACUUACACACCCAGUAGAUAGAGUUAUGACACAUUUUAUGAAUCCUUUUUAGUUGUAUUUUAAGUGCUCACUCUCGAGAAUUGGAAUAGCAUCCUUUACGAUCUACUCUAAUAACCAGUCUCUUGGAUUAUCACUAUGAUUUAUUUAAUAGCUUGGAUCUUCAUAGGAAGCUAUGUGUUGUUGAAUUUGUUCUUGGCUAGUUUGUUGGAUCAAUUCGAAGCAGAGUACUUAAGAGAACAUAGUUUAGAAAAUAGCAAUCAGGAAGGAGAAUAAGUUCAAUAGCAGCAGAUUUAAUAGACUUAAACGAUGAAUUAAACUGUUGUCAAUAUGUCAGUUAAUUAGACAUUAAAUCCUAUAUUGGCUAAGCAAUUGCUAACCAGAUAAGACUCCUUAAACAAAUUCCUCUACUUUUCAGAACCAGGGUUAUGCUUUUAUUCCUUGAAUAUUUUUAGUCAAAACAACCCAAUAAGAAGGCUAUGUUAUAAGAUAGUUAAGAACAGUUUAUUUGAUUAAAUCAUUCUAUUUGCCAUAUUCUUGAGUUCAUUGAAAUUGGUGAUUGAUACAUAUGUGAGUAACUUUUUGGAUUGGGCGGAUUGGUUCUUUGCAAUCUUCUUUGGAGUUGAAUUCUUGUUUAAGAUAAUCGCUUAUGGAUUUGUGAUGGAAGAGAAUGCAUAUUUGAGAGAGAGUUGGAAUAUUCUUGAUUUCAUUAUAGUGGUGUGCUCUUUCAUUGAUAUAUCAGUAGCAUCAAUUGAUUUGAGUUUUGUUAAGAUUUUAAGAUUAUUACGUACCUUGCGACCUUUGAGAUUGAUAUCCUAAAAUAAAUCAAUGAAGUUAUUAGUAACGACUUUGAUCAACUCAAUUUCAGGUAUCGUGAAUGUAGGAGUGGUUGUCAUAUUAGUGUUUCUGAUGUUUGCGAUACUGGGAGUAAAUUUGGAGAAGGGCAAAAUGAGUUAUUGUGAUCUAGGCAAUGAUGAACAAUCCUAUUUGCACUAGGCAGAUUGUAUUAAGGAAGGAUAUGAAUGGAAAAAUAGAGACAUGAAUUUCGAUAAUGUGUUUUGGGCCAUGUUGACUCUCUUCAUUGUAUCCACACAAGAAGGCUGGCCCACUUAAAUGUAUUGGUUUGUCGAUGGCGAUGAAAGUGGACCUAUCAAAAAUAAUUAAAUGUGGUUUACAAGUUACUUUUUAAUCUUCUUGCUGAUUGGAUCUAUUCUACUGAUGAAUAUGUUUGUUGGUGUUAUUUUAGUGAAUUACAAAUUGGCAGAGGAUGAAAUGAAGGAUAAGAAUGUUUCUAGAGAUCAGGAAGAUUGGAUAAGCAUAUAAAAACUAAUAGUUGAUUCAAAUCCGAAUUUUGCUUUGUACUAUCCUCCAAAGAAUUAAUACAGAGCAAUGAUUUUCAAGAUUAUUUCAAAUAAAAUAUUUGAUUUCUUUAUCAUGCUAUGUAUUAUUGUAAACAUUGCAGCUAUGGCAUCAAAUUACGAAGGUAAAUAGAUAUCAUUAAUAAAAUAGGAUCAAGUGUCAAGUACUAAUAUAUUUUAGAAACACUGAACUUGGUUUUGAGUGUGAUCUUUAUAUUUGAAUCUGUGUUAAAGAUUAUUGGAUUUGGACCACGAGGAUAUUUUAGGAACAAUUGGAAUCAGUUUGAUUUCUUUGUGGUUCUUUCCUCAAUUCUUGAUAUGAUUUUGAGUUUCACUGAUAAUAAGGAUAACCCUAUUCUAUCUGCUGGGCCAUAACUCAUUCGAGUUUUUAGAGUGUUAAGGGUUACUAGAUUAUUUAGAUUAGUUAAAUCUCUACAUAGUUUGAAAAAGUUGAUUGACACAGCUCUAUUCUCUUUGCCUGCUUUGUUUAAUGUAUCUGCUUUAAUGUUUUUACUUUAUUUCAUUUUCUCUGUUUUAGGUGUAUUCCUAUUCAGCAAUCUCAGGUAUAAUUUUCAUCAUUUAUUUUUAGUGAUGGUUACAUAAUUAAUAGUGAAAAUAAUUUCAAUGACUUUCAUCAUGCUUUACUUCUACUAUUUAGAUGCACGACAGGUGAGGAUUGGUAUUUAUUGAUGUAUGAUGUGAUGAACAAGGCCAGUUAUUAUUAUUGUUCGUAUUUCAUUAUAUUUGUGGUGAUCAUGCAAAGAAUCAUGCUCAAUUUAUUUGUACUUAUCAUUUUGGACCAAUAUGAAAGAUUCUACUUUAAUUCUGACAAUCCUUUGUAGAGAUUUCAAGAGUUCGAAGACGACUUCGUUGAUGGAUGGGCACCUUUGGCCUCUGAAACUAAGGGCCAACAGAUUCAUCAAGAUCAGCUGGUCUAAUUGAUGUUAUCAAUCAAGGCACCAAUGGGUUAUGAUUUGAAGGAGAAGAUCAACACAGCAGUUAACGAUUGGAAGACCUACAAUUCUGAUGCUGAAAAAUCUUCCUAGAAUCUGGAGAAGAUUAAGGUAAUGGUCACCACGGAAGCCAAGAAGGCAGUGGCCAAAACAAUUAUGAACAUGUAGAUAGAGUCUGAUGAAAAUUAAAUGCUAGAAUACCAUUAUGUGUUAUUUGCCUUUAUGAAGAAUUUCUAAACAGAUUUAUUCAAAGAAGUUACUCAAGCAGGAUUGCAUAAGUUGAUUUAAAAGGAAGAAUAGACGUUAAAUAAGAUUAAGAAAAAUAGGCAUAGUUCGUAGGAGGUUAACCCUUGCGUUGAAUUAUUGUUUCAUAUCAUGUGUUUCAAAGCCUACAAGAGAUAUGCAAUCAAAUUGAAGGAGAGAAUGAAUAGACAACAGAACGAAUUCAGUUAAAAGAGCUCUGAUUCUUCGUAUCUCCACAAAAGCUCUGACAUAGUGUAGAGAGACAGCAUAAGUCAAUCCUUAGAAUCAAUCUAAGAAUCUAAACAAUAAUUUUGCUUACCCCCUGAUUUAACUGUUUAUCAGAGUGAUGUGAAUAUUGCAAUCAAAGAUAAUAGUCAAAACACGAAGAAUAGAGGAUCAGUCUAAUAGCUUGUGGAAUAAAAACUAGAAAAUAUUAGCGAAUUCAAUAGCGAACAAAGCAUCAGCUUCAACAAGUUAAAUGAUAUAUCGAAUUGAC
Messenger RNA from Paramecium octaurelia, 6422 nucleotides. Lineage: Eukaryota; Ciliophora; Oligohymenophorea; Peniculida; Parameciidae. The record is from the annotation of a GenBank genome assembly.